Molecule: messenger RNA, 558 nt
Organism: Australozyma saopauloensis
Lineage: Eukaryota; Fungi; Ascomycota; Pichiomycetes; Serinales; Metschnikowiaceae
Exons: 1
Coding region: 1-558 (185 amino acids)
Molecular function (GO): ubiquitin binding
Source: RefSeq, a predicted model, not a curated record
AUGGAUAACUCCACCCUCGUGUUUGUUCUCUCCCUUGGAGCGGCGUUUCUUAUUCUUAGAUGGCUCAUUAUGCCCAUUCCACAGUCUGUUCCAGAAGAGUUCAACGUUCCUGAUCCAACGAGACGAACGGAACGUCGUGCGAGACCCGCAACAAACCGUGCCGUCACAGAGUCCAUGAUCGAGGUUGUCCAGGCCAUGGCUCCCCAGCUCACGGUGUCUCAGAUUCGGUUCAGUUUGCAGAACACAGGAAGCGUGGAGGCUACAAUCAAUGAAUUCAUGGACAACGGAAAUCUUCCAUAUCCUCCGGGGGAGAGUGCUGCACCUGUCUCUUCUGGCUCUGCAGCUCUGGACUCGAGUGCUCACCGUAAGAAGUCACUUGUUGGAAACGGAAACUUGCUCGAUCGAUACGGAAUCACGGCUGCUGAUUUGCAAGACCCGGGGUACUUGGCGGGACUGGGACGGGACUUGGGCGACGUGACGCAACGCAAAAAAAUCGGCGUGAUUGUCAAUGCUCGGAAGAGAAUGGAGAAGACCUUGACUCAGACUGAAGGCAUAUGA